CUGUGCCACGAUGGGAACUCCUUCCUUUUCAUUUUUUAAGGCUGAUGCUUCCUGGAAGAUUGAUGUUAGAACUCUUUUUUUUUUUUUUUUUUAAAGGAAAACCCUUGUAGGUCUCUCAUGGUAAUUGAUCCAAGGCUGAAAACUCCUAACAGAGAAUCUAGCCAAGAGAUAGGGAGGCCUGCAUAACAGCAAGAGUCAGUCUGAGGAAGAAUUAUCUUGGUUAGGGCCAGUGGGAUUACCAUCCAUUGACAUCUUUUUAAAAGUAAAUUGGUUAAUCACCAUCUUUUAGCUAACUUCUUAACCAUCCUCCAGAAACAUGAGGCAGGGGGCACUUAUCCAUUAGGCACAAUAGGUAAGAUGCCUAAAUCCUAUGAUCUCAUGAAAAUGGUUUAAUUUCUUUCACAAAAAUGAUGCUGAAGACAGUGGAGUUUGUGAUGGCAAAAAUAGGAUAAAUCAAGUAUGGUACCAAGGAUAGGGCCCAUUAUGAGAAGCUAUUUUCAAUAUUUUGGAUAUUAACUCCUCCCAGAGCAUCUACAAAACACAUCUUGAAGGGAGACCCAUGAGUCCUCAAUCUGGCCUGACUCUCUUAUUUGACAAUAGGUAAAAUUUAUUUUUUUUUCUGAGCAGGAGAUCAGGAUGCUAUUUCUAGAGAAAGGGAGGGGGAAGGGGAAAGGUGGAAACAACUGGGUUUACAGCAGAAGCCCGGUAUAGAACCACCUGUGCUCUUGCAGAACACCUGCGACUAGAAGUGCUGGGGUGGAGUACAGAAGAGAAUGCAUACUCUACUUCAAUGUCCUGAACCUGUGCAAUGCAAGCGGUUUUAGAUGCACUAAGCUCUGGGCUGCAGGCUAUGCUUGCUCUGUUAUGUGGAUUCAUUACUAAAAACCUGAGUGCUUUAACUUUCUCAAGGUGUGUAUUGGGUUUCUUGCAGUUUAUCUGACUCAGAGUGCUUUUCAAAUCCAGCUGGAGAUCCUGCUCCUCCUAGAAGCAUGGUGGGCUCUUCAGAAAUACAGAGCAAGCAGCACCUAGUCAGUCAUUUCAGCUUAAUUACUAUCACGUGGCCUGUGCAGGCUACCAAAUAGGCAAGGUUGGACAAUAGUCCAAAAGUUUGGUCUCCAAACUUUUCCACAAGGGUUCUUGCAGAUAGUGUCAGGUCUCCUGCCUUCCCUAUACCUCCAAAAUCAGCUUGCAAAACUCAGUACAGCCCCUUCCUCAGAGCAGACCCUCUGCUGUGGUGGAGAGCAGUGAGCCGAACUGUAAGCCAGAGCCAGAAUUCCACCAGACGCUGCUUUCCCAGAAUACCCCUAUUUUUUUUUUUUUGCCACGCCCCAGCCACCUGCGUACGUAAGUUAAGUCCCACCCCCUUGUGAGUGGUGGUGAAGAGAAAGUCAAUAGCAACCGUUCAAAGAGUAGAGCAUAGGCCUUGAGCAUAAGGAGCCGAAACUGGUACCAGGCAUGAGAAAGAACGCCAUCCUCGGUCGCCGCCCGCAGCUCUCUGUGUUCGCAGUCCGCUGAGCUUGUGGAGACACAGGUUUCCAGACACUGGCUAUGGUUGCUCUGCCCAGGGGCCACUACUGUGACCCCAGAUGCAACUUCCUAAGAGUGUACAAAGAGGAAAUAAGAUCUGAAUCUAUUCAGACUCCAGCACCAGAAGCCAGAGAACGCUAAGUUGAGGAAGGAGAUUCGGGCGUCGUGGACCUUAGGGACCCUGAGGCUGCGAGAGCCACCAGGCCGGCCAUGGCUGCCGGGAGCAGGCAGCAGCCACCUGAGGAGUCAGGCCUCUGCCACGGAGGACAGCAGCUGCGAACUGGCUACCCUUCUAUUGUAAUUGCCACUGAAUGUUGUAACCCUGAGGUAUCCCAAGGGAGUGUCAUAAGCCAACAGCAGAAUUUUAGAAAGAACCUGGACGAAAGUCAAAUUUAUUGCCGUCAUUAACAAAUCUAGGGUGAAACUGUAAAUGGAGAAAAGAUGAAUUCAGUAGUCCCUGUUGCAGGUGGCUGAGGUUAAGAUUUCUCUCCCUUCUGCCCAAUGCUCUCAACCGAAAAUCUUGAUUGUGAAGAUGGAAGGGGUCCAACCCCUAGAUGAAAAUGUGGGAAACGCACCAGGACGAAGACUCUUGAGGAACAAGCUAUUGUUGGUGGCCUCCGUAAUUCAGGGUCUGGGGUUGCUCCUGUGUCUCACCUACAUCUGCCUGCACCUCUAUGCUCAGGUGCCAUCUCAGUACCCUCCAAUUCAGAGUAUCAAAGUACAGUUUACCAAGUGUGAAAAUGAUAAUGGUUUCAUCAUCACACCCUCAAACAAGGAUGGAACCAUGAAAGUGCAAAACAACUCAAUCAUCAUCAACUGUGAUGGGUUUUAUCUCAUCUCCCUGAAGGGUUACUUUUCUCAGGAGCUCAGCCUCAUGCUUCAGUACCGGAAGGGUCGGAAACCUCUCUUCUCCCUGAACAAGGUCAAGUCUGUGGACUCUGUCACAGUAGCCGAUCUGGCUUUCAAGGACAAGGUCUUCCUGAACGUGACCACUCAUAGUGCCUCCUGUGAAGACAUUCAGGUGAAUGGUGGGGAAUUGAUUCUCAUUCAUCAAAAUCCUGGUGGAUUCUGUGUCUACUGAGGACUUGAUAGCAGCCCCUAGGCCAGCAUCAGCAUGAACUCCAAACUGUGGGUGGACAGGACACUGGUUCUUCCUUGGGAGUGGAGGAGUCAUCCCAGCUCACCUCUCACAUAUGGCCACAUGGGAUGUAACCAGAAGCAGAUUACUCCCUCCCCGACUCAGGGAUAUUUAAAACUUACUUUACAUACCAAUUAAGUUUAUGUAUUUAUCCUCAUACCUUCUAAAUCACCUAUCCCUCAUCUCUCAAGAUUGCCUCAAGCCUGUUGGGCACCUCCAUUGAGAAUGAGAAAAUAGGUGCCUUUUCCUCAAGACGUGUUGCUUCUGUUGGUCAGGAAAUUAUCGUAGUAAACUUUAUUGAAAAAGACACCUGACUACCAUUUGCUGGAUCUCUGACACUGGCGUUGUCAAAAUGAAGAGGACCAAGGAGGGAAGUUAUGAAUCUGCCAAAGGUGGCGUGGACUGACUUUUGGCGGCCAAAAGUGCCUCUCCAAGACAAAACUAGUUGAAGUUUGCAUAUGGCCUAAAUUCCCGUCUCAUGUGGUGGAGUUCAGAAGGAAGAAUAACUUGUGAACCGCUGUCAGGACUUGAUGAAGAGAGCCGGUUAAGGGAUACUCUGUGCUCUGGAUGUUUUCCCUCCACUUUGCUUUCCCACCCUCCAAAUGUUCUUGAUAGAAAUUUCCCUUCAAAGAACCAUCCUGAGGAUGUGAUGCUGUGAAAAAUCUAAUAAGGGAUUUAAGGGAAACUGGGAGAGAUUUUUCUAAACUAGGAGAGUGAGAUAAUUUGUUGUGAGAAUUUUCAUUACCACACAGGAUAACAGUGAAACUGAACCUCUCAGGGUAAAAGUCUGGGAAUUUAAAUAGUUUGGGGAGGAAAUCACAUUCUUUGCCACCAAGAGGCAAAGUAACACAUGUCUAUUCUCCAUACCGAGAUACAUGCUGCCCUCAACACCUUGAACUUGAGUGAUUAUAUUGUCAACUGCAGCCUUAUGUGGGAAGACAUUGAGAUGCUAUUACAUCUUAUGAAAAAUAAUUAUCUCUGUGUAGAAACACUGUAAUAUAUGAUCUCGCACUGAUAACUGAGAUUAGAAAGACAAAUAAUCAGCCAGUACCAAGGCUUUCAAGGGAAUAAGAUCACCUUAUGUUUAGUUUAAAUGUCCCUCUUAACAUAUCUGGCAUUGUGGACAAACAUGGUUUUUCUUAAGUCAAAUUUCUAGAUGAUUUGUAAGUUUUCUGUGUCAAAACUUUUGCAGAUUUAAAAUUUUGAUGUAAGCUUUUUAAUGGUAGCAGAUGUUUCCCUGCAAUUUUAAAUAAGAGUGUAUACCUAUCAUAGACUAUUUCAGGAUGAUUCUGGGUCAUCGCAGCAGUUGUACUGUGGUGCAAUACAGUAUUAUCUUCAGGAUCUCCAGAAAGGUGGAAGGCAGUUUGGCCCCACACUAAAUGGCCUCGAUUACAUUUGGAUUUUUUUCUUGUCUGUUUGACACAAUUUUCCAUCUUCAAUUAAGUGCCUAUCUCCAACUAGAUUUCCACCACUCUGUCUUAAUCUGUUACAGACACAAACUGAACAAAAUGCUAAAUUAAAGAAACUGCAUCAAGUAAGAAUAAUCAAACUCUCAGUGGCUGCCCAGGCACUCAUGUGUUUAUACGCAUCAUCAUAGGUUCAUGACUAUGGAGGGCCUACUGUGGACCAAGCAUUGGACUCAGUGCUUUACAUGAGUUGUUUUGAACAAGAUGUUCAGUGAUACCUGUCUUGAUUACUCAAAGGAUUUAAGUGUGUGUAUGUCUGCCCAAACACAUGGCUGUAUGUACUUCUUUGUUAUUGGCUAUGUUCUGCAAAGUCAAAGUUACCCAAUUAGUGAUAUCUAAUAAGCAAAUGUUUAUGACUAUAGAUAAUAUGUAAGAAAACUUAUGCUUACUUUUUAAAGUGUGAAAUUUUUGACUAUUCUUCUUCUGGACAUACAUGUUCUAGGCCAAAGCUAGAACGUUUUGUGGGUUGGUUGUCUUUGGUGUGUUGUCAUGGCCCCUCCUUCCCAGGUGCCCACUCCCUUUGGGUACACAUGGUUUUCUCUUUCCAUGCUGGCUUCCUUCAGCCACACAGGGACAUUUCUGCUAUGCACUGGACUCACUCUUCACCUUGCACUCAUCAAAAUAUGUGUGUUCAUUUUAAGCCAUUCCUUCAAAAGGAUAGUUACCUUUCUCUGAAAGCAGUGGAGUUUUGUGGAAAAGAAAAGUCGUGAGAUUGGAAUUCUAAUUUUGACUCAGUCACUAACUAGCCAAGGGAUCUUGGACAACUAAUUUCCCAUUUUUGGAUCCCGCUUUUCUCCCUCUCUUGUUGAAUGAUCAUUUUAGAAUCUUACGCUCAUAAUGCUAACUAUGAAUGUACAGGUACUGGUUGCUAUGAGUCAAGAUUUACAAUCUUUUACUGUAUAGGAUUUUUUUUUCCUCAGGCAAGCAAACAUUUUCCCUCAGCCUUUUUUGGUGAUUCCUUUGAGAGCAGGUGCCAUUUGCUACUUGGUGACUUUCUGUUUAGUGAAUGGCUUAAGAGAUUCCAAUUUUGGUCUAAAUCAUUAUUUGUUCUUAAGUAUACCGGGCAGGUCCCCUAUUUUAAACAAUUGUUUUGUAUUUAGUGCUCUCCUGGCUCUCAGAGAGUAUUAAUAUUAAUAUUAAUAAUAUAGCUAAUAAUAAUAUUGAUAUUUAC
This is a messenger RNA of Phacochoerus africanus (Common warthog), 5302 nucleotides long. RefSeq names its product TNF superfamily member 4 (gene TNFSF4). Gene Ontology annotation, molecular function: cytokine activity; tumor necrosis factor receptor binding. The record is from RefSeq and is a predicted model, not a curated record. Lineage: Eukaryota; Metazoa; Chordata; Mammalia; Artiodactyla; Suidae. The transcript is spliced from 6 exons. Bases 2060 to 2608 code for a protein of 182 amino acids. Gene Ontology annotation, cellular component: membrane. Gene Ontology annotation, biological process: immune response.